CCCAACGACCCCACACAAGCUUCGCCUCCCCAUCACUCCACUCCACUCGCUUCCACUCCCCAAGCUGCUGCUCGUCCCGUGCCGGCGGCAAGGCAAAUGGCCUCCCUCCGCACGUCCCUCCUCCUUGCGGCGGCGCUCUGCGCGCUCGCGUUCUCGGCCGCCUCCGCGUCCCGCGACCUCCGCCCGCUCCGCGCCGGCUUCGUCGUUCGCGGCCGCGUCUGGUGCGACACCUGCCGCGCGGGCUUCGAGACCCCCGCAUCCACCUACAUUGCCGGAGCAAAGGUGAGAGUUGACUGCAAAUCAAAAUCCACUGGGGCAAAGACAUGCAGCUUCGAGGGACACACUGAUCGCACUGGCACCUACAACAUCCUUGUUGCCGAUGAGCACGAGCAUGAGCUGUGCGAGUCCGCCCUUGUCAGCAGCCCGGACAUGGGUUGUGCCAAGGUCGUGGCUGGUCGCGAGAGGGCCCCUGUGUUCCUCACCAGCAACAAUGGUGUCGCGUCCAAUGUUCGUAUGGCGAACGCUCUGGGGUUCCAGAAGGACGUCGCUCUGCCUAGAUGCGCCCAGAUCCUCAGGAUGUACGAGGAAGACCGUGUCUAAUGAUACAGAGUUUGGCGCUACUCCACGAGUUACAUAUUUAUGUGAUGUCCGAAAUGUUUGAAGAUCUCUAUUAUUAAGACCAAAAGUACUGGCGCUUCUUAAUAGCUUAGCACUUGAAUAUGUAUGUCGAUCUGCAGUUGAACUGGAAAAUGUUAUCCGCUACUGAAUCAACCUAUUAAUGUUUACUAUCUGGCUAAUGUGAUGCUGUUGUUGUCUUUGUA
Molecule: messenger RNA, 821 nt
Organism: Phragmites australis (common reed)
Lineage: Eukaryota; Viridiplantae; Streptophyta; Magnoliopsida; Poales; Poaceae
Product: pollen-specific protein C13-like
Exons: 2
Coding region: 97-600 (167 amino acids)
Source: RefSeq, a predicted model, not a curated record